CUCUCUCCUCAAAAAUUUCCUCUUUCUUCCCAAAUCCCUAGCACAGCAGCGACCACGGCGAGGACGUGCGGUGCAGUCCACGAUGGUGAGUGGCGGCGAGGGCGCUUGGCGUGGUCCACAGCAGCGAUUGCGGUGAUGGUGCGCUAUGUGCUGCGGCGACCUCUAUUGAAGCCGAGCACGAAGAGGAUGUUGCUGAUGGUGUCAUCCUUGCUAAUGUCAAGCUCGUGUGGAGGCAGCGACAAGCCCGCCGCCGUCUCGAGCUUAGUGAGGGAGUUGGAGGCGGUGUCCAGCGGCGGAGCUGAACGUCGUUUGGGGAGGUCAGCGGAAGCGGAGCUUGCGCGGAGGCAACUGGAGUGGCAACAGAGAUGGAGCUCGCGGGAAGGAGGCGACAAGCCCGCCGCUAUCUCGAACUCCCUCCAUGACUCGACCUCGCCCUUCACCCUGACCGCCGCCGUUGCCCCUUCCGUCCUCCCCGAGACAGGCGGUCAUCGCGUGUCUCAUCCCCAAGCUCCGCCGCUUCUCCCAGUCCUCCUUGAACUCGGCGGCCUCCGGGCACCGGUAUCAUCUUUGGCUUCGCUUAGCACACGGCUCCUCAGUGGUGGUUUGGAGGAGCUCGGAGCCAUCAAUCCAAACGACGGCAAUGUGGUCCUACUGGUCGGCGGCGCAGGAGGCGGAGAAGGUGAGCACAGCGUGGAACCAUGGUGCCGUCCCACCUCGCCUUGCUGGCCAUGGCGGAUAGGGAGAGAGCGAACGGCGGCGGUUUGCGGGCAACAGCCUACGUGCGGCGGCCCGCGUGGGAGCGAGCGCCAACGGCCGGCGUGGGAGCGGGUGCCGGCGGCGGCCCCGCAGAGCGGGCAGCGGGGACGGCCCCACGCGGUCCGCGGCGGCGGUGGCUGGCACAAGAGCGAGCGGCGGCCCCGCGUGUGGGAAUGGGGUAGCGAGCAGCGCCAGCUGGAGCGGGCGGGGGGCGGCAGCUUGGCUGGCGCGGGAGCGACUGCGACAGUGCAGCGGUGGAUUUUGUUGAUUUAUUAUCUGUGAACGUAAGGAUUUUGUUGAUUUGUGAUGUCUUUGGAUUUGUAUAUUUGUGAUGUGAACUGUGAAUGUGGAUGUGAAUUCUGUGUAUAUUUAGAUGUUUCUAUAAAGUUGCAAAUGAAUCUGUGAUGUCAAUUUGUGAAUAAUUUUGUCUGUGUGGAUGAUUUUGUUCUUGAGUUCGGUGCGAAAUCAAUAUGAAAGUAGCAAAAAACAAUUAAAAAAGAAAAGAGAAAGAGAAAGCGCCACGUGGUGCUUAUAUUUUUUACUCCCGGUUGGUGACUCCAACUGGGAUUAAAGAUCCAUCUUUAUUUCCGGGUAUUUCAACCGGGACUAAAGAUGGCGAUCUUUAGUCCUGAAUUUUUCUUACCGGUUUGCAACCCGGGACUAAAAAGGGUUGUGAACCGGGAGAGAUGUGGGGUU
Messenger RNA from Oryza sativa Japonica Group (Japanese rice), 1452 nucleotides. The record is from RefSeq and is a predicted model, not a curated record. Lineage: Eukaryota; Viridiplantae; Streptophyta; Magnoliopsida; Poales; Poaceae.